GGGGAAAAAGGCAGAGACCCGGCAUCCAGGCUAUCCCCCGCGGCUGCCGUGGCCUCAGGUCCAGCCAGGCGCCGCGUCCGGAGAACCCAGACCGCGUCUGGGCGGUGCGCAGUGCUCCUGAGCGAGCUUCCACCGGAGGAGUGCUCCUGAUUGUGACAUCACACCACCCCUUGGCCAUGAACAUUGUCACUAGGAAGAGGAACUCAGUUGGAGAGUAGCCAACAAGAUGGGACACUUGGAGCAUCUCCUGAGCGGCACUGAGAGGAGGCAUCAGGGGGUUGGAACCUUGUAAACAGGGAACCUGCCCCCACCACCUAGAAGGACCUGGGUUUCAGUGAUGAGACAUGGGGUAUGAUGUAACCCGUUUCCAGGGGGAUGUUGACGAGGACCUUAUCUGCCCUAUUUGCAGUGGAGUCUUGGAGGAGCCAGUACAGGCACCUCAUUGUGAGCAUGCUUUCUGCAACGCCUGCAUCACCCAAUGGUUCUCCCAGCAGCAGACGUGUCCGGUAGACCGUAGCGUUGUCACGGUUGCCCACCUGCGCCCAGUACCUCGGAUCAUGCGGAACAUGCUGUCCAAGCUGCAGAUCGCCUGUGACAACGCUGUGUUUGGCUGCAGUGCUGUCGUCAGGCUUGACAACCUCAUGUCCCACCUCAGUGACUGUGAGCACAACCCGAAGCGGCCUGUGACCUGUGAGCAGGGCUGUGGCCUGGAGAUGCCCAAAGAUGAGCUGCCAAACCACAACUGCAUUAAGCACCUGCGCUCCGUGGUGCAGCAGCAGCAAACGCGCAUCGCAGAGCUGGAGAAGACGUCCGCUGAGCACAAGCACCAGCUGGCAGAGCAGAAGCGGGACAUUCAGCUGCUGAAGGCGUAUAUGCGAGCGAUCCGCAGUGUCAACCCCAACCUUCAGAACCUGGAGGAGACGAUCGAGUACAACGAGAUCCUCGAGUGGGUGAACUCCCUGCAGCCAGCAAGAGUGACGCGCUGGGGAGGGAUGAUCUCCACUCCCGAUGCUGUGCUCCAGGCUGUAAUCAAGCGCUCCUUGGUGGAGAGUGGCUGCCCGGCCUCUAUUGUCAACGAGCUGAUUGAAAAUGCCCACGAACGUAGCUGGCCCCAGGGCCUGGCCACGCUGGAGACGAGACAGAUGAACCGGCGCUACUAUGAGAACUACGUGGCCAAGCGCAUCCCUGGCAAGCAGGCCGUGGUGGUGAUGGCCUGCGACAACCAGCACAUGGGUGACGACAUGGUGCAGGAGCCAGGGCUGGUCAUGAUAUUUGCGCAUGGCGUGGAGGAGAUAUGAUCAUGAAUCUGGCAGUCAGGAGAGGAAGA
This is a messenger RNA of Acomys russatus (golden spiny mouse), 1327 nucleotides long. It is a transcript of the gene Rnf41, whose product is annotated as ring finger protein 41. Bases 345 to 1298 code for a protein of 317 amino acids. Lineage: Eukaryota; Metazoa; Chordata; Mammalia; Rodentia; Muridae. Gene Ontology annotation, molecular function: ubiquitin protein ligase activity; zinc ion binding. Gene Ontology annotation, biological process: regulation of canonical NF-kappaB signal transduction; tumor necrosis factor-mediated signaling pathway; positive regulation of JNK cascade. The record is from RefSeq and is a predicted model, not a curated record. The transcript is spliced from 7 exons. Gene Ontology annotation, cellular component: plasma membrane signaling receptor complex.